GGGUGGAAGCAGCAGCAACAGCGAAGAACAUUCAUUCAAAUGGGGACGGUUCUCAAAGUCGUGGACAACUCGGGAGCCAAGAAAGUGAUGUGUAUUCAAGCGCUAAAAGGUAAGAAAGGAGCUAGGCUUGGUGAUACGAUAGUUGCUUCGGUGAAAGAAGCCAUGCCAAACGGUAAAGUGAAGAAAGGAGCGGUUGUGUAUGGCGUGGUUGUGCGAGCUGCGAUGCAGAGAGGUCGUGUUGAUGGAAGCGAAGUUAGGUUUGAUGAUAACGCCGUUGUUCUUGUUGAUAACAAAGAUAAGAAGACUAAAACUGAUCGCCAGCCGAUUGGUACUCGAGUGUUUGGUCCUGUUCCUCACGAGCUUCGUAAGAAGAAGCAUCUCAAGAUUCUUGCUUUGGCUCAACACAUUGCUUGAGACAACAACAGAAAUUCCUAAACCAACCUAGUGUCUUUCUUUUUGUGUUCUUUAAACUCUCUUCAGUAAUUUUUUCUUUUGGUUGAGUCUUCGUUAAGCUUACGAGGCACAAUUUUUUUUUUGUUCCAAUGAAUUUAUAGGUUCAUAAACUAUAAAACUCUCAAAUAAAAGUUAGAAAUAGUUCAGCUCGGGUUUGAUUAAAUUUAAGUAUGUUACAAAUGUUCACUAAUCAGUAACCACCUUGCUCCCUGAGGCUAAAUUUCCAAAUUCACUCCUUUGAUUUGGUUAAGUUACCAAACAUUGUACUGAAUUUAAAUAGACUAGUAUUCUUGUCCGCCGGUACUUAUAAACUUAUUUUACAUCUUUAUUAUUUUUAUUUUUGAAACUCAUUUUACAUCUUUAUAUAUUUGAAUAUUUUAUACCAUUUUACUUUUCAAAAAAUUAAAAUGUCUAAGGUAAUGUGUAACAUAUGGUGAUGGAUUUGAGUUUUCGUUGUGAUUUUUUGAACUGAUAAAUUUCACUUUGUUUUUUAUUUUACAUUUAUGUAAGUUCUCAGCUGUUAUUUUUUUGAUCGGGUGUUAAUUAUAAAUCUAUUGACUAUUUUAAAAUAGGAGAAAUAGUAUAUAAUAGUGUUUGGUAAAUGUUUCAUCCAAAAAAUUGUAUAUCCAUCAAAUAUAAAAUAUUAAAUUUUUGUUUUAAUCCAAAUUUUUAAUGCUCUUAUACUUUGAAAAAUAAACUGUUUUAACUUAAUAGUUUGGUUUGUUUUUCCUAAAAAAAUUAUUCAUAUCACCAAAC
Messenger RNA from Brassica napus (rape), 1209 nucleotides. Its product is annotated as 50S ribosomal protein HLP, mitochondrial. NCBI's taxonomy places the organism in Eukaryota, Viridiplantae, Streptophyta, Magnoliopsida, Brassicales, Brassicaceae. Bases 40 to 414 code for a protein of 124 amino acids. Gene Ontology annotation, biological process: translation. Gene Ontology annotation, cellular component: ribosome; mitochondrial large ribosomal subunit. Gene Ontology annotation, molecular function: structural constituent of ribosome; large ribosomal subunit rRNA binding. The transcript has a single exon. The record is from RefSeq and is a predicted model, not a curated record.